GUGCCAAAACACAGCACGUGCUGUUAGUUUCAUUGCUUCUGAAAACCGAGGCUGUCCUCGCAUUCAUUGAAGAAUCGUUCGUCCGUCGUUUGUCUUUCGUGAUCACAUUUUUCCCAAAAUUCCAGCUGUCUCCAAAUUUCCUGCCAACGACUAGGCGGACAAACUUUUUUUUAGCUUGCUCGCAUCAAAUACCAAAAUUGCGCGUUGAAUGCAUCGGAUUAACCUCAUCACUUCCGUAACAAAGUCACCACCAUGCCGCGCACAAUGCCAGUCGACACCCAGUGGCAGAACUUCUGGAAGGAGUCCAUCCACAACGAGACGGAGACUCGCAUGCGAUGGGCCAUGAAGUUUGACACCGAGUUCCAGCGAAUGAUCCACGACCCCUCGCUGGCGGAUGUCAAGGUACCCAGCGAGCGUUUCAACGUUCAGAAGAUUCCCACCAUCGAACAUCCAGCGAGCAGCUACGUCAUCGAAAAGCAGUACCACAUGCAGAAGCAGCGACCUCCGCCGCCGUUCCCGAAGAAGCCCGAUUCAACCGUCUCUCUGGACAUGUUCCCGCCCGACGCGAAGACGAAGGAGCUGCUGUAUGACGGCAUCUCGUACAACGGCGAGGGGCGCUACCAGUACCUGCGCGCUCGCAACAAGCUGUACCCGGACCAGAAGUUCCCGUUCGAAGCGUGUACGUCGUGGCAGUACGGCUGGGGCGGCCGCGACGCGCUGCUGAAGGGGCCCAAGUUCGCCACGGUCUCCGUCAUCAACGAGACCUUCUACCGCAAGAACGGCCUGCACUGGGUGCGGGACCAGGCGAAGCCGGAGGGGCGCAUCGUGAACACGCUGGAGAAGGAGUAGGCAGGGCUGCUCGUGCCGGCCCGUGGCAGCCGGAACUGUGGCAGGCUGUGGAAGUCCUCUGGUGCUUUGUCGUCUGCGUAACAAGUACUGCGUUAAGGCACAGGCAUUGAUCCUUGAAAGCUGGAUGGGAAGUUGCGAUAUAACCGCGCCCAAUAAUCCCCCGAUGCUCGUAUUGGCGGGUGUCGUCUGAUGCCUUAUUCGGUGUAGAUGAAGGCUUCGCAUUUGCGAAUUUUCUUUGAUUUUCCCCGGCCGGCGUACAAAUCUGCACUCGAAAAUGAGCUGACAAGGGAACGAUCCAACAAUCUCAAGAAUGAUGACGUUAGAAAAUUGUGAGGACGUUGGACAACCAUGUUCCACUUCUUUUUUCUUCGCAGUAAAUUCGCGUCAGUUUUCGUUACACAACAUAAUGUAUCCACACAGACAAAGUUGCCUCCUUGCUUUUGCUGGCAAUGUUAAUUUUCCUUGGGUCGCUUUCUGUUCUCGUUUGACCCGAAAUUCCUGAAAUGCAACUGUGAAAUGCAUCACGUACGAAAUGCUGCUACGUGUUCCAUCUAUGGUCACCCGUUCGUAUGUGUAUUGCCUGUUGCUGCAUCGUACCCAAAUAGUACAAUUUGGUAUAGCUUU
Pollicipes pollicipes is the source of this 1473-nucleotide messenger RNA. RefSeq names its product protein ATP6V1FNB-like. The record is from RefSeq and is a predicted model, not a curated record. Bases 253 to 849 code for a protein of 198 amino acids. NCBI's taxonomy places the organism in Eukaryota, Metazoa, Arthropoda, Thecostraca, Pollicipedomorpha, Pollicipedidae. The transcript has a single exon.